Coregonus sp. 'balchen' is the source of this 5996-nucleotide messenger RNA. NCBI's taxonomy places the organism in Eukaryota, Metazoa, Chordata, Actinopteri, Salmoniformes, Salmonidae. The record is from the annotation of a GenBank genome assembly.
AUGGACACAUUUCACAGUAUCUUGGAUGAGCACACACUGCCGAAGUCAGGUAUCCAACCACUGUGAUAGACUAUCCACACACAUGUAAUGUUUUUUUUAGUCAGCCUCAAAUGGGAUAUUACACAACUUUUUCUAACACCUUAGACGUUUGUUGAUUCCCCUCCAGAAUGAAUGACAUGAACCUCAGCCCUGUUGGGAUGGACCAGUUAAGUGUGCCCUCUGUGAGUGCCAGUCAUCUGGGUCUACCCACCUCCCCAAACCCACAACCCCAUCACUACACCAGGUAAAACACAUUAACUUAUCUGGUAAAACUAUAUUUUUCUUAUAUUGUUUACAUAUUUACUGUAAAUAUAGUUGAUUGAUACAUUCAUUUUGUCCUCCUUUUCUUCAGGCAUGUCUGUUGGCAAUACCCAGCCUGGGGCCCUCUCUUGGGUCUCUGCCCUCUGCUCUGUCGCUCAUGCUGCCAAUGGGUCCUCUUGGUGACAGAGGGGUCAUGUGUGGCCUUCCAGAGAGGAACUACUCAUUACCUCCUCCCCCCUACCCACACCUGGAGAGUAGCUACUUCAGACACAUACUGCCAGGUAGGGCUGAGCACUUCUCUUAACCACUGAAUGUAAUCUCCAUUGUAUCUCUCAUGGAUAUCUUUAGGAUUCAUAAUAUUACACCAUGAGAUGUUAACUGAUCUAUAUGUACGUGGAAUGGAAAGGAUUUGUCUUUCUCUCUAUCAAGGUAUCCUGUCUUACCUGGCAGACCGGCCUCCCCCUCAGUACAUUCACCCCAGCAGUCUUAACAUGGACGGGACUCUCUCUGUGUCCAGCCAGAACCCCUCAGGGCUGGACCCUUACAGUGGCCCUGGAGGGCCUCUGGAACAAGGCCUGGUGUCCCUGGACUCCCGUCAGGUCGGUGGCCAGGACGACCUCCACCAGGGUGGGGGCCACGAGGUGCAGCUGGACUCCACAGGGCUGAACAUGGAGUCCCGAGUCAGCAGCCCCAUUUCCCCAGACAGGAUGGGAGAGGAGCUGGCCAACAUGGAGGGGUGUGGUGGGGCCUGAGAACCAGCACCAACUGGGAGGGAGAGGCCAGAACCACGAAGGCCUGGGAAGAGUUGAGUCCUCUGGGGGCGUGAUGCCCCUGCACGGGCCUGGCCUUGGAGCUUCCCGUGGGGAUGGAGCCAGAGCACCUAGGGGGCCGGGUGGGGAACUCAGGGGGGAGGGGGUCUGGGGAGCGUCUUUACACGGCUCAGGGGAGCUGAACUCUGGGGUGGUGAGUGUGGUGCUCACCCAGUCCCAGCUAGAGCCCGUGUCCCUCCAUGGUCAUUCGGGCAUGGGCCUAGAGCCAGCCAACGUGUCUCCCAUCACGGCAGAGGUGUCCCUGGGGCCAGAGAACAGCCUGUUGCUGGUCAAUUCCACCCUGCAGCUGGAGGACUCCACCUCCAACAAGGAGAACAUGGUCACUGCCUUCACCGUCUGUGAGUAAAAGGGAAGGAUGGCGGACAUUUUGGUUUGUAAGGGAAAUUUGAGCUUGGUAAUAUAUAAAGCUAUACUAGCUUACUGUUGUUCUGUUCUCGUGAUCCAUUGGAAGUCUUUGAACUUCUGAUCUGUAUAUCUUUGUCCUAACUUGUUUUAUUGUGUUUGUGAACAGGGUGUACGCUGUGUGAGCACUCGUAUCCCUCUGACUGCCCAGAGCACGGCCCAGUCACCUUUAUCCCUGACACGCCCAUCCAGAGCAGAGCCCGUCUGUCUCUGCCUCGCCCGCUCUGCCUCCGCAUCUCUGUAGCUGACGAUCCUUUAGGUAUGGAAACCCCUGUGGAGAUGCAAGUUCACUUCCAAUGUCCUGUUUCUCUCAAUCUGUGUCCUGUGUCCUUUCAGUCUUAUUGCUUAUACACUGAGUGUAUAAACAUUAAGAAAACCUUCCUAAUAUUGAGUGAUCAGAAUGGCCUCAAUUCGUCAGGGCAUGGACUCUACAAGGUGUCAAGUGUUCCACAGUGAUGCUGGCCCUUGUUGACUGCAAUGCUUUCCACAUGGUUGUGUCAAGUUGGACUGGCUGUCCUUUGGGUGGUGGACCAUUCUUGAUACACACGGGAAACUGUUGAGCGUGAAAAACCCAGCAGCGUUGCAGUUAUUGACACAAACUGGUGCUCCUGGCACCUACUACCAUACCCUGUUCAAAGGCACUUCAAUAUUUACCCUUUGAAUGGCACACAUACACAAUCCAUGUCUCAAUUGUAUCAAGGCUUAAAAAUCCUUCUUUAACCUGUCUCCUCCCCUUCAUCUACACUGAUAUUUUCUCAUUUUCUCUCUCAUGAGGAGGGAGGAUAAUUAAAGUUCACCGAAGUAACAAGUAAAGGUAGACCUAUUAAUUAGUUAAUAUUUUGUUAAUGAAUUAUUAAGUGAUUAAAACUCAAAAGUUCCGUUACCAAAUUGGUAAGAACACCUCCACAUCGCUGAUCCUCAACACAGGGGCCCCACAACGGUGCGUGCUCAGCCCCCUCCUGUACUUCCUGUUCACCCAUGAUUGCGUGGCCACACACGCCUCCAACUCAAUCAUCAAGUUUGCAGACGACACAACAGUAGUAGGCCUGAUUACCAACAAUGACGAGACAGCCUACAGUGAAGGCCCUGGCGGAGUGGUGCCAGGAAAACAGCCUCUCCCUCAACGUCAACAAAACAAAGGAGCUGAUCGUGGACUUCAGGAAACAGCAGAGGGAGCAUGUCCCUAUCCACAUCGACGGGACCACAGUGGAGAAGGUGAAAAGCUUCAAGUUCCUCAGCGUACACAUCACUGACAAUCUGAAAUGGUCGACCCACACAGACAGUGUGAUGAAGAAGGCACAACAGCGCCUCUUCAACCUCAGGAGGCUGAAGAAAUUGGGCUUGGCCCCAAAGAACCUCACAAACUUUUACAGAUGCAUAAUUGAGAGCAUCCUGUCGGGCUGUAUCACCGCCUGGUACGGCAUCUGCACCGCCCGCAACCGCAUGGCCCUCCAGAGGGUGGUGCGGUCUGCCCAACGCAUCACUGAGGAUACACUGCCUGCCCUCCAGGACACCUACAGCACCCGAUGUCACAGGAAGGCCAAAAAGAUCAUCAAGGACAUCAACCACCUGAGCCACGGCCUGUUCACCCCGCUAUCAUCCAGAGGGCGAGGUCAGUACAGGUGCAUCAAAGCUGGGACUGAGAGACUGAAAAACAGUUUCUAUCUCAAGGCCAUCAGAAUGUUAAAUAGCCAUCACUAGCCGGCUACCACCUGGUUACUCAACCCUGCACCUUAGAGGCUGCUGCCCUAUAUACAUAGACAUGGAAUCACUGGCCACUUUAAUAAUGGAACACUAGUCACUUUAAUAAUGUCUACAUACUGUUUUACUCAUGUCAUAUGUAUAUACUGUAUUCUAUCCUACUAUAUAGGGGCGGCAGGUAGCUUAGUGGUUAAGAGCGUUGUGCCAGUAACCGAAAUCCCAGAGCCGACUAGGUGAAACAUCUGUCGAUGUGCCCUUGAGCAAGGCACUUAACCCUAAUUGCUCCUGUAAGUCGCUCUGGAUAAGAGCGUCUGCUAAAUGACUAAAAUGUAAAUGUAUAUUUUAGUCAAUGCCACUCCGACCUUGCUCGUCCUAAUAUUUAUAUAUUUCUUAAUUCCAUUAUUUUACUUUUAGAAUUGUGUGUAUUGUUGUGAAUUGUUAGAUACUACUGCACUGUUGGAGCUAGGAACACAAGCAUUUCACUACACCCGCAAUAACAUCUGCUAAAUAUGUGUAUGUGACCAAUACAAUUUGAUUUGAUUUGAACUAUACUAUACUUUGUUGUACUCUACUGUACUGAACUCUACUGUACUGAACUAUACUCUACUUUACUGUACUCUGAACUCUACUGUGCUGUACUGAACUCAACUGUGUUUGGCAUACAUUUUAAGUGAAAAAUCUUAGUCUCAGCACAAUUCCGUUACUGCCCAAUCAAAAACAACAUAUAGCUUGUUUGCCCCUCAUCAAUAUCUCUAUAAGUGUGUGUGUGUGUCUCUUAGGAGUGUUUGCCCGGGACAUCAUUCCUCCCAGGACCUGCUUUGGGCCCCUGGUGGGACAGCACUGUAGCAACAUAGACCUGCAAGACUGGCCAGACAAGGACACCCCUCAGAUAUGGAAGGUCAGUGGCUUAUACUAUACACAUCUCCUCAUUUAGAUUUCAGAUGACCUUAUAAUAGAAUUUCAUGUGUCAAUCAAAUGUAAAUUAUGCAGAUGAAGGAAGGCACCAUUCUGACUAGUAGAUGGUGGUGUUGUUUCAGAUGUUUCACAACAACGUGCUGGAGUUCUGUAUUGUGACCACAGAUGAGAAUGAAUGCAACUGGAUGAUGUUUGUCCGCAAGGCAAGGUAAUUAUCACUUAGUGAAGCCACCUCAUGGAUUUGCAUCAAUGUUAUUAUCUUGUAUCCAAAAUGGCUUCCACUCAGAUCUGUGGUGUCUCUGUGAGCAGGACCAGAGAGGAGCAGAACCUGGUGGCCUACCCCGACAACGGGAAGCUGUUCAUCUGCACAUCCACUGAGAUCCUCCCAGACCAGGAGCUGCUCUUCUACUACACCAGGGACUACUGCAGGCAGAUGGGGGUCCCUCAGGUCCCAGAGGGCCAGGUGUGCCAGUGCGGCAAAGAGUGCCAGUCCUUCGCCGAGCUGAAGUCCCAUCUGAGCAGCCACAACAACCACGGCCACCCCCAUUCCCACAGCCCCAGCCAGGACCACCACCAGGACCACCACCAGGAGGGCAAGCUACCCAGCGGUACCUCCAGCUCCUCCUCAUCCCCUUGGGCCUGCCACUCCCACAACAGCAGCCACUCUAAUAACACUAAUAACUCUGGCUCCAACACACACUCACACAGACACUCGCUUGAGAGGAAGUACAAGUGCAGUAUGUGCUCGCGGGCCUUCACCACGUCCACUAAGCUCAACGUGCACUUCAUGGGACAUGUGGGGAUGAAGCCGCACAAGUGUGAAUACUGCAGCAAGGCCUUCAGUGAUCCGAGCAACCUGAGGAUGCACCUCAAGAUACACACAGGUAGAGGAUGGGUGGCGUGGCCUACACUCACAUGUGCACACAUAUACACAUUGACAUGGGACCUCUGAACAUAGCAGCUUAGCAUUAUCUGUGUCAGUCUCAGGGGUGCUUUUAGAGUAGUCAAGAUAUUAUUGAAGUUGUUUUAAAAGACAUGAUGGUUCUACUGUAUAUCAGGUGAUUAUAUGGUCUACAUAUGCUUCUUGUACAGGUUUUACUCACUCCAAUCUCUUGUGCGCCCACAGGUCAGAAGAACUACAGGUGUAAUGUGUGUGAGAAAUCAUUCACUCAGAAGUCCCACGUGGCGUCUCAUAUGGUGAUUCACACGGGGGCCAAGAACUUCAAGUGUGACCUGUGUGACAGGAUGUUCAUCAGGAAGCAGGACCUCAAGCAGCACAUGUUCACACAUACACAGUAAGUUAAAACUAAACCCAAGCUAUUGACAUGAGUAGUAUGCAAAACGUAUCUGCUCUAGUUAAUAGCCUGUAACCCAGGGCCCAAAGUUUCUGCUCAGGUCACAUGGCCAGGGAAAACUACUGGACACCAGACGUAAGACAUGUUGGUAAACAUAUUUUAUAAAGUAUCUGGAUUUCCAUCAGUCUAUUUUCCUCUGUUCUUAUCACCAUUUCCCCUCCCCCUUCUAUCCCUCUGGACUCUUUUCUCCACCCCUCUCCCAUCAUCAUUCCUAACGCACAGAGAGCGUCAGAUCCACUGCCCCAAGUGUGACAAACAUUUCUUGAGGACCAACCACCUGAAGAAGCAUAUGAACUCCCACGAGGGCCGCCGGGACUACAUCUGUGAGAAGUGUGAGAAGGGCUUCCUCACCAAAUACCACCUCACCAGACACCUCAAGAUCUGCAAGGGCCCCAAGACUAGCCGAGGGGCCCAGGAGGAGGAGGAGGAAGAUGGGGAGGAUGAGGAAGAAGAGGAUGAUGAUGAUGAUGAUGAAAAAAUGUAUGCACUCACU